Messenger RNA from Aureobasidium namibiae CBS 147.97, 711 nucleotides. RefSeq lists its product as uncharacterized. The transcript has 2 exons. Lineage: Eukaryota; Fungi; Ascomycota; Dothideomycetes; Dothideales; Saccotheciaceae. The record is from RefSeq and is a predicted model, not a curated record. Bases 1 to 711 code for a protein of 236 amino acids.
AUGCCGGAUCCUCGAAACAUCAAUGCGUGGAUGGGCCACUGCGGUGGUACAGAUCCAUACUGUCAACAAGGCUGUUCGCCGACAUGCGCCAACUACACGUACAUGACUGGUAUCGAGACCGUCGGUGCAUACAAAGAUCCUUCCGCAGAUACACUCGUCGGCAAGUUCGGGAACAGAGCGGCCAACCAACCUCGAGUUGAACAGAGAGAAGUUCAAGAAGCCAUGCGAAAGGUACAAGAAAGACAUGCCCAAGGCGGGACACAAAGUAGCCUACCACAGCAUCAGGUACGAUUUCAAGGACGUAAUUCUACCACGUUCGAGACGUCGGGAAUGGUAAACUCCAGCACAGUAGCCCCGACAUCGUCGGGACUCACUGCCAGUGACGCAAGGCGGUCUUUAAACAAUAUGCCGCGAGAUAUGUAUCAAUUCAGCUCGAGGUCAAACAAUUGUCAGAGAAUGUUCGAUGGAUCGUCUUUGUUGGAUCGAUCAAUCCGUUUGAUCACCGUGAUCGAUGUUUGCCAGGAAAUGUUCGAAUCUUCGAUGGUAUUUCGAGCUGACACCGGGUUCAUGUUCGAGAGAGUCAUGCGGCAGUCUGUUCUCAGACUAUUGGCGGUGCUUGUGCGAAUCUCGAUAUCCGAUAGACGAGUCGAUCUGAAGCUAAUAUGGUUUUGUGGGGAGCCAGCAUCAGCUACUGCAACUUCUGAGGACUAG